UGCUCCCGCUGGCGCCCGCCCUCCCGGCGGCAGAACAGGGCCCGGCACCGGCGCGGCGGCGGCCGGCGAUGCGGUCGCCCAGCUGAAGGCGCGGCGCGGUCCGCUGCUCGUCCGCGGGGCUCGCCCGUCGCCGGGCCAUGUCCGUCCGCGGCGGCAACGCCCUGACGCCCUUUUCCAUCCAAGCUAUCCUCAACAAGAAGGAGGAGCGCGCCCGCCACGCGGCGGGGCGACCGCCGCCCCCGGGACCGGCCGGCGGCUGGCGGCUGUGCGGCGCCGCCGAGGAGCCGCCGCUCCCCGCGCCCGCCGCCCGCGCCCCGGCGCUGCGGACGCCGGCGGGCUGGGACUCGGACUCGGCGCUCAGCGAGGACCCCGAGGGCGAGCGGCGCUCCGAGGAGGAGGGCGCCGGGGGCAGCGCCCGCCCCGCAGAAGCCGCGGGCCGGGGGCGGCCGGCGGAGGAGGAGGCGCAGCUCCCGGAGGCGGCGGAGCGGGACACCGCCGGCCUCAGCGACAGCGAGAUGUCGGCCGCCGUCUCAGAUCGCAGCCCUCCGGAGGAAGAGGAUGGUGCGGGCAAGUGCGGAGAUCUGCUGCCGGGGGAGGAGGAGGCGGCGGCGGCCCCGAAGCCGCGGAAGAAGCGCUCCCGCGCAGCCUUUUCCCACGCGCAGGUCUUCGAGCUGGAGCGGCGCUUCAACCACCAGCGCUAUCUGUCGGGGCCCGAGCGGGCCGAUCUGGCCGCCUCGCUGAAGCUCACCGAGACGCAGGUGAAGAUCUGGUUUCAGAACCGGCGCUACAAGACCAAGCGGCGGCAGAUGGCCGCCGACCUGCUGGCCGCCGCCCCCGCCGCCAAGAAGGUGGCCGUCAAGGUGCUGGUGCGCGACGACCAGAGACAGUACCACCCUGGCGAGGUGCUGCGGCCGCCCUCGCUGCUCUCCCUCCAGCCAUCCUACUACUACCCCUACUACUGCCUUCCCGGGUGGGCUCUGUCCACCUGCGCCGCAGCCGCCGGCACGCAGUGAGAGGCACACAUACACAUCCCCCCGGCCCCGACACCCCCACCGUUCACACUGGCAGCCAGGAAACCCAUCUUCCCUCUGCCACCCCCCCAUCCAUCAAUCCAUCCGUUCAGCUCCUCCAAUCCAGA
Molecule: messenger RNA, 1138 nt
Organism: Prinia subflava (tawny-flanked prinia)
Lineage: Eukaryota; Metazoa; Chordata; Aves; Passeriformes; Cisticolidae
Gene: NKX3-2
Product: NK3 homeobox 2
Exons: 2
Coding region: 138-1013 (291 amino acids)
Biological process (GO): regulation of transcription by RNA polymerase II; cell differentiation
Cellular component (GO): nucleus
Molecular function (GO): RNA polymerase II cis-regulatory region sequence-specific DNA binding; DNA-binding transcription factor activity, RNA polymerase II-specific
Source: RefSeq, a predicted model, not a curated record